AGAUGAGCCGCGGCGCUUCGCUGACGCCAGAGCAGGUCAAGUCACAAGUCCCACCGUACUCGCCCGCCCCCACCCCAGUCCCUUCCCGGAAAUGGGGCUCCGGUGCCCGGCGCGCUGAGGUUCCGGCUGGUCGCCGCCUCUCCACACCUUCGAGUUGUACCUCCACGGCGGUAGAGGGGCCGGGGAGCGCAUCCCGCCCCCGCCCCCACCCACGCCGCCGCCCCCUCCGCCGCCCCUGCCGCUCCUCUCGCACUCGGAAUCAUUGGCGUCGCUACCGGAAGUGGGGGUGCUACGGGCGCGCGGGCGCCGACCCCCGGCCCGUUUCAACCCGCGCUCCCAGCGCCCCGGGGCUCGUCGGCGCGCGCAGAUUUCCGCAUCCGGUGCUGGACGCUUCCGUUCCUAAUAGGGCCGGUUUAAGAGGCCUAUGGAUGCAGGUACCAGAACCACUUUGGUCCCCACGGUUUUCUCCAGACCACAUGUUGGGCAAUGGGAUUCAACAGAGAAUGAGUUCCUCAUCCUCCUUGCAUACUUAAGCCAUUCUUCCCAACUGCUGUCCCACCAUCCAUUGUCUUCAUGUCUUCCAUACUCCUAAAUCUGGAUUUUGGGGAACCCCCCAAAAAGACAUUAGAAGGGAAUGCCAAGCACCAAAGAUUUGUCAAGAGGAGACGACUGCUGGAGCAGAGAGGCUUUCUGAAUAAAAAGAAUCAGCCCUCUACCAAGGUAACUAAAUUGCCCCCAGAACCUCCAAAGAAUGGAGGAACUCAAAAGGCAGAUGGCACUCGGAAAACUCCUCCUUUUCCAAAAAAGAAAACAACUGCCUCCAGCAGUGGCUCAGAGCAGUCCCAGGACAAGAAAGCAGCUGUAUCUUGGUUGACCCCUGCACCUUCAAAGACUAAUUCUGUUGUGGCUAAAAUAGAUUUGCUGGGAGAGUUCCAGAGUGCCCUCCCAAAGAUUAAGAGCCACCCAAACAACUCCCAGAAGAAGAGCAUUCAGAAGAAUGGCAUCAAGAAGGACCCCCAGAAGAAUGGCAUCCAGAAGAAAUCCUCUCAGAAGAAUGCCACACAGAACUCCACCCAAGUUCAUUUAGAGAAUAAGUGCCCUGGAGUAUCCCAGAACUUGCCAACAAAGAUGGUGGCAAUUGACUGUGAGAUGGUAGGCACAGGACCCAAGGGACAUAUUAGUUCCUUGGCACGAUGUAGCAUUGUCAACUACAAUGGAGAUGUGCUUUAUGAUGAAUAUGUCCGUCCCCCUUGCCACAUUGUGGACUACCGGACAAGAUGGAGCGGUAUCCGCAAGCAGCACAUGGUGAAUGCCACACCCUUCAAGACUGCACGGAGCCAGAUCUUGAAGAUACUCUCAGGGAAGAUAGUGGUGGGGCAUGCUAUCCACAAUGACUACAAAGCCCUGCAGUAUUUCCACCCGAAGUCCCUCACCCGAGAUACCUCCCAAAUACCCCUCCUCAACCGGAAAGCCGACCAACCAGAGAAUGUCACCCUGUCUCUAAAGAAUCUCACUAAGAGGCUGCUGGACCGGGAUAUACAGGCUGGGAAAAGCGGACAUUCCUCCGUGGAAGAUGCCCAGGCCACCAUGGAGUUGUACAAGUUGGUUGAAGUCGAGUGGGAACAGCACCUGGCCCAGAAUCCCCCCCCAAACUAGCAGCUGUAGGAGACAGUAUCAGGAGAAACAGGCAGUAGAUCAGCACACACCUCUCCCCACUUCACACCUGUAGAAGCUACAAUUGUUGGGAAGAGACUCAGCCCCAGAACUUAAUAUCCGUUGAAAUUUUACCUCAGCUGUUGUGUUCCAUGUCUGGUUAAAUGCCCAUAGAAGGCAGAAGACUUUAUAUAAGAACCCAGCCUUAGACUGUUCACCUCAUAUAUGGUGCUAAUCACAGGUUCCAGGGUGUUUUUUGUGCCAGUCAAGCUUUGUGACUUUGAGAGCAGACAUACAGUUUCUCACACUGCCUUACCACUAGGCUGGCCAUGGGUGAGGCCCUAUAUUAGUUGUUCAGGCGUACCUUGAAUUCUUUGCCCACAUGAAGUGCAAGUGAUCCUCCUACCUCAGUCUCCUGAGUAGCUGGGACUACACAUCCCAGUAUGCAUCGGCAAGCUCAUCUUGUGCCUUUGGUUUUCAAGUAACUAACAGCAUGCUUUCAUUUUCAAAACUGUCCUGAUUGGCAUUAGAUGUGGUCGUGCAUGCCUGUGACUUGAGAGCGUACAAGGCAGUAACUUGAAAGGCAGAGGUGCUAGGAUCCCAGUCUGAGUUAGAGGUUGGCCCAUGCAAAAGCAAAGACCCCUGCCCCCAUCUGGAGCCAAGCUAGGUUGGAUGCUAGUGGCACACACCUCUAAUCUUCUUAACUUCUCAGGAGCUUAAGAUCAUGAUCUCCAAAAUAACUGUCAAAAAACCAGGGUGGAGCUAUAGCUCAAGUGAUAGAGUACCAGCCUAGCAAGGAAGGUGAGUGAAUGGGAGGCCAGGGUUCAAAGUCCAGUAAUUAAGGGGGUGGUAGAAGGUAGAAAUACAUAAAAAAUAAAAACAGACUAAAGCAGAAAAGGCUAGGGGUGUCACUCAGGUGACACUUACCUAGAGAGCACAAAACUCGAGUUCAAUCUCCAUUUUGGCAAAAAAGAAAACACAAGUGUCCUAGCUGGACACUAUAAUUGUAAGGUCACAUGACAUAUCACAGACUCACCUUAUGGCUCAGCAUCUGUAUCCAUUCUGUUUAGGAUACCACCUGCUGUCUGGCAAGGUGAGACUCCGUUCUUAGAGCUUGCAAGGCAGUGAGGUCAAACUUCUGAUUGUAAAAGCAGUCUCUUACCUAAAGUGAUAAGAUAAUUUACUUAUUAAUUUAGGUUCUACUUGGUGGGUUAAAGAACUUAGAUUAUCUUAGUGGAUUUUUUUAUCAUUUAAUUUGCUAAACCAAACCUCUUAAAAAUUCAAAUGAAUUAUUUGAUAAAUUUUCACAAUAGAAAAAAA
Messenger RNA from Perognathus longimembris pacificus (Pacific pocket mouse), 2973 nucleotides. It is a transcript of the gene Isg20l2, whose product is annotated as interferon stimulated exonuclease gene 20 like 2. Gene Ontology annotation, biological process: intrinsic apoptotic signaling pathway in response to DNA damage by p53 class mediator. Gene Ontology annotation, molecular function: nucleic acid binding; 3'-5'-RNA exonuclease activity. The transcript has 4 exons. The record is from RefSeq and is a predicted model, not a curated record. Gene Ontology annotation, cellular component: nucleus. Bases 574 to 1656 code for a protein of 360 amino acids. NCBI's taxonomy places the organism in Eukaryota, Metazoa, Chordata, Mammalia, Rodentia, Heteromyidae.